Molecule: messenger RNA, 10817 nt
Organism: Xyrichtys novacula (pearly razorfish)
Lineage: Eukaryota; Metazoa; Chordata; Actinopteri; Labriformes; Labridae
Source: the annotation of a GenBank genome assembly
CUUCUGAAUUCUCUCACUCUGUUCAGCACUUCAGAGCUUGACUGUCUUGUUUCACUCAUCAGACUUGUGAGAAAAAGCAAUCAAAUUAAAUACUUCAAAAUCCUCAACACCAGCACCAAAUCUGGUCUGGGUUCAUGGUGCCUGGAUUAAAUCUCUGGAGGACAGGUCUGAUCUGCUCCUCUUCUUAGAAAUGAAGCAGUUUUGAGAGAGCAGAAGGAGUUUGGUGCGCUGGAUGUCUCUGUUCACUGUCGUCUCUCCUCAGCAUGGCAGCAGCUCUGCCUCUGUACUACCAUGGAGCCAUCAGCAAGAAGGAGUGUGAGGAUCUGCUGGGGAAGAAAAACAAGGAUGGAGCCUACCUGAUCCGAGACAGCGAGACCAUCCAGGGGGCCAUGUGUCUGUGUGUUUAGUGAGUACUCACUUCUGAAUCUGAACUCUAAACCCUCUUUGUCUGCUGAUUCUCACUGCCACCUUGGUUUUUAAAUACUUCACAUUUCGGCCAUAUUCAGUUUUUGUUAAUACACAUUUGUCUGUAUACUUAUUUCAAUCUGAAGAUAAGAUAAAACUGACUUUAUUGUCCCGUACGUGGAAAAGUUGUUUCUGGUUAUUCACUUAUCCUGCAACAUGAAGCAAUAAAACAAGCAUUAAAAUGACCCUGAUGGUGAGUUAUACAUGACGACUAAAUCAUCUUAGAAUACACACAUGUAUCCGUGUACAAAUGAAUGUCAACAUUGAUAAAGAUCAGUGACUAAAAGAUGAAAUUUAACUCUUUAUUUUUUGUAUCAUAUUUAAUACAUACUUUUAUGAUACUUCUAUCAAUCAAUAUGAUCAAAAAAUUAUUAAAAAAACACCUUAACACAGUCCGAUAAAUGAUAAAAAUUUCCUCUUGUGGUUUGUAAGUUUCCAAAAAAAUCUGAUGUAUUAAACAAGAUAAAUUAAUAAAUUUGUAAAAUUUUAAGGACAUUUUGAUUUUUUUGGUUUUCAGCAAUACGUGAAAAAAACAUUUCAGCUCCAAAAAAAUUAGAAUUUUCUGGCCAUAAUUUGUGGUUUCAGGCAUUAAAGGGAUAAACAAUAAUAAUUUCUUAUGAUAGCCGUGCAAAAACGCAGAACAACUUCAACCCUUCAGUUUUUACACUCAUACUCUUCUUACACGUAUAUUCACAACAGUACAGCUCUGCUUUUACACCGAACAUACAGAAUAUAACAUAUAAAAAUACCUAAUGUAUAAUUUCAGAUUUACUACUCUUAGUGUCACAUAUUUUCCAAUAUUUGCUUGUAUUUGUAUGCCUGUUGCUAUCAGUAUUGGUGAUAGUGAUGGUGUGAAUAUUAUAUGUACUCUUAAUGGUGGACCAGAAUAAGAACAAAAUUUAUUUACAAGCGGCGCUCUGUCACCGGUGAAAAAUUCAGACGCCUCGGCUUAAAAAAAACAAAAACCCUGAAGGAGUUCAAAUCUGUUAUAACAGCCCACUAAUGCUGAUUAUCUGGAUACAACUAAUUUACUGGUUAUUUUAUUGAUUAAAGAAUGAUUUAAUCAAACUGUGGAGAUAAUUGUCUCUCAGAUUUUAGCGUUUCCUUUUCUUUUCUCGUCAGCCUACCAUCAGGUUGAAAUUGGCAUCAAACAGUUAAUUCGAAACAUUCACGUUUGUCUUUUGGCACCUUGAACUGAUGCGUGAAAUUACAGCGACACCUGAUUAAGGUCUUCAAACCUGCCACUUUGAAGGUGUUUUGACCUUUUCCAACCACUCCUAGAACAUCACCAAAGCCCAUACUGUGUCCGUUUUCUUCAAUUUGGCUGAUGUCUCUUUUGUUCUUACUUGACCUCGCUGCUUUUGUUUUUCUUUUUCAAGAAAUUGAUCAUGUGACCAAAUAUUUCGGAGAUGGGCAUCAAAUCAUGAAGUCUGUGAAGGUUAGAAGCACACGGGUGAAGGGGUUAGACGUUUAUUUACAAAAAAAAAAACAUUUUUCACUCUUGAAAGUGAAUUUAGUCUGUCAUAAGUUUUAUUAGAAUUGUGUUCAGACCAAAAAAGAUCAUUUUAAAUUUGAUUUACACAUCGAUUUUGGUAUCUAUGAGCUACAACAUGAGGUCAAAACCUAGCAUAGAAGUCCACCAUUUUAGCUUAGAGGGCUAAUAAAGUCAUAAUAGUAGUUCUGGGGUAAGUUGACCAUAGGAGACCACUUUUUUGACAUGCUAUAUUAUAAAACCUUUUCAGCCCCAACAAUGAUUUCAAGCAUUUUGGCCUUAAAGUAUAACAGUUUUCACCUCAUAUAAAGAGAUAAAAUUUAAUGGCACCAACAGAAGUUUUUGCACAGUCAGAAAUCUGUGAAUAAAUUUUUUCGUGACAGUGGAGUGAAACUAAUAACUCAUGUGAAAUAUUGGAGGUACGGUGAUAUUUACUGGGUAAAAAUAGGUAUCUUGAAUAAACACUGAACAGUGUCAGUGUGGUAAACAGCAGCGUGUCUCUGUACAUGAGGACUUUACUGACUCGUCUCUCAUUAACGGAUGCUGUGGCUAAUGAGGUGUCACUGAGGUUAGUAGUUAUUGCCUCUACCUGUCAUUCAUUUUCCAUUUCAUUUGACAGUAUUUGUGCAUGAGACCGAUUAGGUGAUAGUCGUGCAGCAAAGACCACAAAGUUUGUCAUAUUUCAAAUGUUGCUGCAGAAGCAGACCAGACUCUGAACCGUCCACAGCGAACGACAGCAGCUGAAAUCUUUCUUGGUGUUGUUAGGAUGGUUAAAAUAAUCAAGAUAUCAUCAUUAAAGUGUGUUUUUUCUGUCUUUGCAGUAAACAGAGGGUGGUGUACACCUACAGACUACUGCAGGCACACAAUGGACACUACACUCUCAUGGUAAAAACACACGCUUUCACCAUUUAAGUCUGUUGCAUGCAUGCAUGAGUUGGUAAGCUGUUUCUGAAACGCCAUCCUACCUUUUCUUUUAUGACUUUAUCUCAAAACAUGAGAGGCCAAAGCUGCUCCCGAGAUAAACUGUGCAAAAUGUGUGUGAAUAUGAUGCUUAAAUUACAGAGUCACGAGUAGACUGCAUGACCACAGAGGAAACCUGCACAAAUGAAACGAUUGCAAAAUAAAACUGUUUGAAUGUAGCUGAAUAAAAGAGAGGUUGUAAAGUUGUAGAUAUCAAAAACAGAGACAAGUUUCACACAAAUUUGGCCUAAAAAGACUUUAAUUGAAUCUUACCUGUAAUACGAUUUUAACUGUAUAACAUAAACCAGCUCCAGCCGAUACCUGUGUCCUCAGUUUGUUGACAGGUUUGUACACAAAAAACACCGAAAACCAUGCUGAGAAAAGUCACUCCCACACUGAUUCACUCUUCAAUUUACUGACGUGAGACAAAAAAGUACAAGUACAUGACUGUGCAUGACACAUAACUGGUAGCUAAAACACCUACACAGUUUCACAGUCUGAAUUUAGCAUCUUUUAUCAUUCAUAUCAAACAAAUUAUGCACCUACAUCAGUACAAAAAAAAGCUGCAAACUGUCUUUCAAAAAAAAACAACCUCUUUGUUCACAUACUGAGAACUGUUUUUUGUUCAGUCUGAACACAAGUCAUCCUUUAAAUCCUUCAGUUUGAUGAACACAGAGACCUGAUCCCUGUAUUGAUCAGCUUUCCACCCAUUACACUCUGGUGCGCAAGAGUCAGCAUGGACACCCUGACUGGUCUACACAUCAAACUGUGUGAUGCUCAGUUUGUGUGUUUUGCUCUUCUGCAUCAUCAGACCAUGCAGGGCAGAAGUUUGAAGUGUGGAAAUGCAAACUUAAGAUAAGAUAUAAAUAGAAACAGAUUGUAUCUGUUCACAGUGUCAAACCACCUCUAGAUUAUAUCUGAUGGGAGUACGGGUGUCAUUAGUGUGGAUUUUGCUUCAUCACAACCUGCUGAAACAUGAUUGGUCAGUACUACUCUAUGAGCUAUCUUGAUUGGCAAUCAUGCUCUCAAAAGCUCUAGUUCUCACCAUCAGCCCAAACCACCUUCUGUUCUCUGGCUGAUGUGGGCUCUCCCAGUUGUGUAAUCAAACCCUUGCUGCCAGAAUGAAACCUGGCACUGUCAGUGCAGAUUCUGCUUCAAUGAUACCUGGUGGAUGAACCACCUUGAAAACAGAACUGAGGAGACCGUAGACCGGGCUGUUUUAUCUAGUUUUGAACAUAAUUUCAAUGAAAAGGUGAAACUUCCAAAUUCAUCACACACAAAGUGAAACCUUUCAGGACUUUCUUUGUUUGAAUCUUGAUGAUUUCAGCUUACAGCUCACAGAAAUCAAAAAUCCACCCUUUCAUAUAUAUAUAAUAAUCACCAUAUUAAUCAUUUUGCACUGCAGACACGGUAGUUCUUCUGCCUUAGCGUCUCGGUCUGAUUUCAUUUCCAUGAAGAAAUGAUCAUAAAUGUUCUUCCUUGAGCUGCGUCACCCCGCUGUAGUCGAUGGACUCGUCUGGAGGUCUCUGUACAAACAAGCGGCUGCUGGAAGAGAGUAGGUGAGUUGUGUUAAGUCUCUUUGUUAAAGAAAUAAGUCAAAGUUAAAAAGAUGUUUGGUGGCUAGCACUAUGGCUAGGACCCUAUAUGUCCUGUUGAUGAAGUCAGGUGCCGUUCUGAUCAUUAUCUGUGGCUAUAGAGUGGCGUUUUGGUUGAGUGCGUGGCUCUCUGUAUUGCUAUCUGUGGUCGUUACUAAAGUUGGUAUAACUAGAGAAGCAAGCAGUCGGCAACAUUCAUCUCUCGAUAGGGUGUCUAACUCGUGUGUUUGACCCUAACUUAAUUUUACGCCGGAAUAUCACUUAAAUAAAACCCAGCAGACCAACCACAGCAGAUGACAUGGCGCCCCAAACCAUCACAGACUGUGCGUACUUCAUGCUGGACCUCAAGCACCUGGGAUUCUGGGCCUUUCUGAUCUUCCUACAGACUCAAAGACCUUGAUAUUCAAGACUGACCUUCAUCUGAAAACAGGACUUUGGACUGCUGAGCAACAGUCCAGUUCUUUUUCUUCCGAUAACGUUGUUUUUAGCUCAGGAGGGUCUUGACAGCAGGACUAUGACACUUGUAGUCCAUUUCCUGGACCUGUCUUUGUGUAGAGGCUCUUGAUGCUCUGACUCAAGCCUCAGUCCAGUCCUUGUGGGGGUCCUCCAAGUUCUUGAAUCUGCUCUGUUUGACCAUCCUGUAAAGGCUGAGCUGUUGCUUUUCCUUUCAGUCAACUUUCAUGAAUCUGCUUCCAUACAGACUCUGGGAACAGCCGGGCUUUACAGGAGUGACCCUCUGUGGUUGUGGAGAGGGUCCAUGAUGGUCUUCUGAAUGAUUGUCAGGUCAGCAGUCUUCCCCCGAUUGUAAAACCACAGAUUAGGCCCUGUUGGUACCUCUAAAGGAAGAUUUCACUCCUAAUAAUGGAAACUUGACAUUUCUCAGAUCUCCCCCACAUCAGAGGAAACUCCUCAGCUCUGACGUCAGAGUGGAGACACAAACAGCCUGCGCUCUGAUGUGACAGACUAUUAGGGAGAACUUUUUCCACUUCAGCUCAGAUGCCAACAACUCUGACUGUCAAAAAAAACAUUCAUAUCAGAGUGGGGCAAGUGUGAUUUUGAGGUGGACUUUGUCAUCUGACAUUUUCCAGAAUAUAUCAAUGAGUGUGCCAGUUUUUGUCUUUUGCGUUCUUGUUUCCGACUCUUUCUACCUAAAGAUCUAUUUUUAUCCUCCUACAUGUUGAAGUCUUUCCAUGCCGUCAAUGUUUCCCCUUUUUUGCGUGUUGUUAGACCGACGUGUUUUUGAGGUCAGGUAGCUACCAUGUGAUAACCCUGCCUCUGAGGGUUGUGGUUUUGUUAUUCGAGCUUCUGUUUCUCUGUUUUCAUCUUUUUGUGAGCAGGAUAAAUGAAAAUUUUGUGCAGCUACAACUGCCCCAAUUUUUACAAAACUGUUUCUAAGAUUUGUUUUUAUUAGCAGAACCUUUUUUCCUGUGCAAUCCCACUGUGCAAAUAUAUAUUUUAAUGUGUUUUAAUACACAAUAUAUAUGUCAACAUGAUAUUGGUAUUAGCAGAUCUAUCUUUUUUGUGCGUGUGCAAUGACAGUUGACGCAAUUACGAUGUUUUGAGGAAGUGUGAGAAACAGACAGCAGACACACCACUGAAUGUCUAUUUGUGUAUUAAAACUACAUGUAGCAUUUAUGGUGGAAUCAACUUAAGUUUGUUUUAGCUUCUCUAGUUUUAGACUUUGUGGGUUGUUGUUUUUGUAGUCUCACAGAAAUAGGAAGAGAACUUGUGAUGGUUAAUCGCUCAAAAUAGAAAUCAUCUCUGAUAACAACCGUCCACUUUUGCACCUCCUGUACUCUGUUCUAGUCUCAUCAGCAGGUUUGAUUUCCAUCUGUUUGUAGAGUUGUGAAAACAUCUUGUUUCAUUACCUUCCCUCUGUCUUAGAUUUAAUGAUUUUGUGAUCUAGUCUAGUAAAACAGAAAUCACUCUCCCGCCUUCAACUAGUUCAGAACACAGCAGCUCGGCUUUUAACUGGUUUUAGUCGAAAGCAUCACGUUACUCCAAUUUAAGCCUCCCUUCACUGGCUUCCUGUCAGUUUUAGAAUUGAUUUUAAGAUUUUAUUGAUUACUUUUAAAGCACUCAAGGGACUCAGAUCCUCUGGUGAAGGCCUCCUGGUCAUUCCAAAGUCGAGGCUCAAAACUAAAGGUGAUAGAUCUUUCUCCAGCAGAGCUCCUCGACUUUGGAACAACCUGCCACAGGAGAAGAUAACCAUCAUCACAUCCAUACUUGUUUUUUUUUGUUUGUUUGCACUGAUCUUUUUUUUUUUUCUCUUUUUUAUUUUUCUUAUACUUGUCUUUAAUACUGUUCUUCCCUUGCACUUCUCUUUCUUUUUUCACUGUAGUUCUUUAUCUUAUUUAUUUGUUUUUGUUCCCAGUAUGAAUGGGUAAGUUGUUUGUACCGCUGCUGCUAACAACUUAAUUUCCUCACGGACGGAUGAAUAAAGAAAAAUCUAAUCUAAUAAGGUGUGCAGAGACAGUCGCUUCUUUUAAGUCAAAUUUAAAAACUCACUUUUACAGACUUGCUUUAAUGUGAUGCCGUCUUCUCUUUUAUCUCUUUUAUCUCUAUCUUAUUUCGGCUUUACUGUCUUUUUAGCUUUUGUUAUACUUGUACUCUUUUCUUAAUUAACCUUUUAGGCCUUUUAUUGUUUUAUCUCUUGCUCUAUUUUAUUACUAUUAUUAUCAGUAUUACCUGUUAUUAUUUUAUUAUCAUUGUUGAUAUUGCCUUUUAUAUUUACUAUCCUGUUUCCACUUUUGACCCCCUUUUAAUUGCAUUUUCUUUUUUCUCAACUAUUUUACGUUUUUAUUUUGGUCCUCAUGGUCUUAUUUUAUGUUGCAUGGUUCUUGUAUUGUCUGGGUUCCUUAUGACAUGAAAAUGGACUUAAAAAUUGAGCUUUUUGUUUUUAUCUGUCUUUUUCCAUGUGCUUUAUGACUACAUGUCAAAGCACUUCUGAUUUUAAAAGUGCUAUACAAAUAAAGUUAAAAUAAAUUCUUAUUACUAUUACUAUUAUUAUUAAAAAACUGGCCUAUGCCAAUUAUUUCAAAAGGCUACUCAAUGUCAAACCAAUGAGUAGGUCGGCCUCUACUGGAAUUUACCCAUUGCUCUUACUGUGGCAGUGUAAUACAUAUAGGUGUGUUUGUAUGUGUCUGAAAAGCCAAGGGACGGCAUGUUGUUAUGGAGACGCUAAUGAGUAUUUCGACGAGCUAAGCUUUGCCAGACUAAACAAUGACAUUGUUCUGUAUCGCGAUAAAAUAUAAUCUACAUGCAGGUUUGAAAAGGCUGAAUGAUUUGUCGGCUCUGCAGGUUGUGAGAAAAUGUUAGAAGUGUAAGAGCUCAUGUGUUUUUUAAAAAGCAGUGUAAGAUUUCUACUUUAUAAUAAAUAGCAGUUUGAAAUGUAGUUUUAUGAGUCUGAUCACCAAAAUGAAGUCGAAGCUUUUAAAAUGUAGAACGACCUAGAGAUAAACAACCACACUAUAACAAAGAUGUUUCUUAUUGCAGUUGGAUUAAACUCGAACACUGAGCACAGAGCUGCAAAGCCCAUUUUCUCUGUUUACUUUUUUUUCCCUCUCCUUGUUAACUUUAUGAUGCUGUUGUCCUCUCAGACUUCAGGGGGUACGCAGGAGAUAUUUUUUAAGACUUUGGACGAGCUGAUCCGUCACUAUAAGAGGAGGAACCAGGGCCUAGCAAUACACCUGCGCCAUUCCGUCAAAAGAAAGACGGCAAUGUUAAUCCAGCCUCGACACGCACCUGAGCCGCCUGCGCCUGAAAGACAACUGAGGCUUUUUCCUGAGGAGGACGAGGAACAUGAUUAUGAAAGUAUGUCAGACUCCACACAGUUUCUAUUUGUGUCUCAGGAUCUGUUUUGAUUUAUAUUUUCCUUCCUUUUCCAGAUGCUCCAGCUUCAGAAUACGUAGAAGUCUUACCUGAUAACUUCAGACAGUAAAUCACCAAACACAUGAGAAGACUUCGAGAGGAAUAAAGACUGAACUAUUACCAGGACAUAAUUGUGAAGGAAAAUGGACUGAAAACAAAUUUUGUCUUCUGCUUCUGCUCCUGUAGUUAUAAUAGUUUCUUUGUUACAUGAGUCCCUCCCUCUCCUCCGGACUGAAACAUCUCAACAAUCUUUACUGAAUUUUCUUCACAAUUUUUACAAAUGCCAACAUGGAUGUUAGAUUUUUGCUUUGAGGUGACACUGUGCCUUCUUACUGCCUGUUAAGCGUAUAUAAAUCCAUCAUGUCCAGAAUCCUUCGCCCCACUAGCUUAUGGGGUCCCUCAGGGCUACAUUUCAGGUCCUGUUUUGUUUUCUCCUUUCAUUUACCUCCUCAGGUUUCUGUUUUUGGAGGACAUAGUUUCUCUUUCAGUUGCUUUGUAGAUGAUUUGCUGUUUUUUCUGUCAAGAGAUAAGUAACGCCAACGCCAUGAAAGCCUUAUUGGGUGGUCUGAGAGACUUUAGAUCAUGGACGCAGACGAAAACAGAAAUUACUUAAAAACCAGGUCUGCUAGAUGGCAUUAAAUGUUUUCUUCGUCCUGUAAAGAAAGUUGGUGUUGUUUUUGAUCAUAUUUUUGAAUAUUACCAACAGGUAAGCUCAGUUGUGAAGAUGAGCGUCUGGAAGGUAAAGGUUUAUUUUCCUCCAAACAGAUCUGAGAAAGUCAUACGUAUGUUUGUUAAAUGUUUUUCAAUUGAAAAGAGGCAAUGAGCUCACAUCACUCCUCUGUUUACUCACUUCUCACCAUAUUUCCUCUUUUUUAAGCUGACCAAUUACGGGCAGAAAUACCCCAAAACAUAACUUUUAAUAACUUGGGAAUAUGACAAAAUAACAACAUGAUCGUUCUGUUACCAGCUCUGAGCUCAAUUGUUUUUACCUGAGUGUGUUAAGAUGCUACAUAAAUGACAGUGCCUGUAACUCGAUCCUUCUUGAAGUAAGUGCUUCAUAUCAGACGAGCUUCCUCUUGUGCAUUAAAAAUCUCUGUCACAAUUGUUGCACUUAGCUGUGUCAUUAUCAUUAUUUAGCAAAGGUUAAACAAACUUGCAGCUUUUGUGGUAUUAAAAGUUCUCCCUUAGGUUUAUCAUGAAAGAGAAGGAGCUAAAGUCCAGUAUUUGGUCCUGAAGCCUGUUAUGUUAGAGGUGGCGGGCUUUGAGUUUGAUACUGCACAAAGUAUUUUGUAUUUGCUGUCAGGAAGCUGCUGUGAAAAGAAGUAGGGGUCAAACUGAAACCAAACUCUUGGUGUAAUGUGUUGCAUUAAAAAACUGUUCUGUGUGUCUGUCUGUGUGGACAUACACCAUCACACAUCCUGUGCACCUUCACACAUCACUCACGCACAAGCCACAAUAGUUUUUUUUCUCAUUGGUCUUUGUUAUGCAUCGACUUUAUCACGAGAAGGACGUCUGUUUCGGACAGUCUUUUGCUUUUGUUUUUGCAUAAUCGAAACAAGAAUUUCUGAUUUCUGUGCAGAUGAAAAAAGAAAAAAAAAGACAAAUUAAAAAGAAACAAAAAGAAAAUUUUAGCUGUGGGUUUUGAGAUUAUAUGGGUGGUUUCCACACACAGACACAUAACAGCUGAAAACAACAAAAUCACAAAAAUACAGCCAUUCAAAGUCAAAUAUUAAUCACUGUCCAAAUUUCAUGAUAGAAAGCAGUGGAAAACUAAUAAUAAAGUUUUCAUCCAUUCAGAUAAGCAGGCAGUCCUCAGUGAGUUUAACUCAUUGUGUUUUAUUUGGAUAGAAACCACCAUGUAGCUGCCGUCAGACACUUUUGGUCGACUUAAAAUCCUGUGUUGUUUAAAUAAAUAGAUAAAUAUUAUUUGAUCACAUGGGCAUUGGAUGAGAACUGAUGUGAUGAUAAGGGGGGGUCUGGUUGUUUUUUGUUGGGACACAUCCAGGGUUUGCCCCCCACUGAUUAGAGCACCUGCAGUUGCUCAUGAUACAUUGAUUGAAGACGUCACGCCAGGUAUGUGUGGAGCGUGUUUAUUGGGAUAAAUUGUUAUUAGCACGACUUCAUGUGGCCGAUUCCUGUUCUGUUUAUGUCAUUUUGAGUUAUGUAGUAAGGGUUUUCUUCGACAUGUUAUGUUUUGUGAGAUUCAUUUGUUGCUGAAGAGUGUUAUUUUUGUAUUGGAGUUUUACCAAACUCAGAUUAUGUUUUUUUUUUUAUAUUGUUUUAGUUCUCAUGACAUGCUCAAAAACCAAAGAGCUGAAAUAGACGCCUGUAGUCAAAGCAAAUUGGUUGAUAUUUAACAUUUUUCACAGACUUUCAGAUUAACACCACCAGCCACUGGCUAAUUUGUAAAUAAAAGAUGUUAAAUGGUUAAUAAA